This is a messenger RNA of Panicum virgatum (switchgrass), 1430 nucleotides long. RefSeq names its product 3-oxo-5-alpha-steroid 4-dehydrogenase 1-like. Lineage: Eukaryota; Viridiplantae; Streptophyta; Magnoliopsida; Poales; Poaceae. The transcript has a single exon. The record is from RefSeq and is a predicted model, not a curated record. Gene Ontology annotation, biological process: lipid metabolic process. The coding region runs from base 322 to 1101 and encodes 259 amino acids. Gene Ontology annotation, molecular function: oxidoreductase activity, acting on the CH-CH group of donors.
UGCUACGGCACAGAGCGCGAACGGCGGCAAGCUCGCGUUCCCACGCGUCACUGUUCUUCCCUGACCGCCAUGGCCGCCGCCGGCCGUGCCUCGCCUGCUAGAUUUCUUUUUUCUAUCGCGUUCACUCCUCCCCGACCCCUCCGCCUUCGUGGCCGCAAAAGUAUAUAGUAAUCCGCCUCGUGGCUCUCGUCUGUUCCCCACCUCAUCCGACUCGCCGUCCGCCUUCCUCGAGCACACGCCGCGGGCCGCCUCGCCUCUGGUCAACCCCCGACCUCGCAAGCCGGUACGCAUCUUAGCUUCGGGGGAGCGCGGCGGGCAGAGAUGUGGCCGCCGUUCCUGUACGCGCCGUCGCCGCUCGUGGCGGCCCUGACGGCGGCGUGCGCCGCCUCGCUGGCCGUCCUGGCCAUCUCCGAGUUCCGCGGCGGGAACCUGGCCUACUCCAAGUUCGUCGGCGCCGGAGCCCGCGCGCGACUCCUGCUGCCGAGCCGCGCCGGGAUGCUCGUGAUCUACGCCCCGGCGCUCGCCGCCGCGCUCGCGUCCUUCGCCGUGCCGGGCGCCGUGGAAGGCACGCGCGCGGGGUUCCUCUGCGCCGCCGUCGCCGCCCACUUCCUCAAGCGGGUGCUCGAGGUGCUCUUCGUGCAUCGGUACAGCGAGAGCAUGCCGCUCGGCACGGCCCUGCUCAUCUCCUCCUGCUACCUGUUCAACGCCGUGGCCAUGAUCUACGUGCAGCGCCUCAGCCGCGGCCUCCCGGAGCCCGCCGUCGACCUGCUCUGCCUGGGCGUGCUCGUCUUCGCCGUCGGCGCCGCCGGCAACUUCUACCACCACCUCCUCCUCUCGAGGCUGCGAGCCGGCGGCGGCGACAAGGGGUACAAGAUCCCCCGGGGCGGCCUGUUCGAGCUCGCCGUCUGCCCGCACUACCUCUUCGAGAUCGUCGCGUUCUUCGGGCUCGCCAUGAUCUCGCAGACGGUGUACGCGCUCGUCGUGGCCGUCGGCUCGGCAGCCUACCUCGCCGGCCGGAGCUCCGCCACCAGGAAGUGGUACGCGUCCAAGUUCGAGGAGUUCCCGGCGAGGGUCAAAGCUCUUGUGCCGUAUGUCUGGUAGCUAGAGAGGGGGCGUACUCUGUAUGCGUUCAGAUUACAGGAGAUUGGCCACCUGGUCAAGGUGAUUUGGAUGUGUUGAUUUGAAUUGAAUAAUGUGAGUGUGUUUGUCUGUCUGUCAGGAAAAAUAAAAUUUGGAGAAAAAUGUGAAAUUUUGGGGUUGGGCCGAGGCAUUCCGCUGCUUCUCCUGAGUUGCAGACUUGCAGGUUUGUAAGCUAGGUGAUUCAGCGCCGGUUGAAGUUCGGACCUCUGCGCUGCCAUUCUUUGAGUCAUUCUUCAGCACUUCCAAGAGACUCCAUGCAUGGGAAAAUCGAUGGCAUUACAUUCAGAUUA